Messenger RNA from Scaptodrosophila lebanonensis, 4138 nucleotides. RefSeq names its product serine/threonine-protein phosphatase 2B catalytic subunit 2. Gene Ontology annotation, biological process: calcineurin-mediated signaling. The record is from RefSeq and is a predicted model, not a curated record. Lineage: Eukaryota; Metazoa; Arthropoda; Insecta; Diptera; Drosophilidae. Gene Ontology annotation, molecular function: calmodulin binding; calmodulin-dependent protein phosphatase activity. The transcript is spliced from 2 exons. Gene Ontology annotation, cellular component: cytoplasm; calcineurin complex. The coding region runs from base 929 to 2683 and encodes 584 amino acids.
UUCAGCUCUAUGGCAAUAAAAACGGCAAGCAGCAACGGCCCAGCAGCAGAAGCAGAAUAUCAAUAAAGAAACGGAGAAACUGUGCUAAAAUUGGCCGGAAUUGUGCAAAAAAUGUGGCUUACCUAAAAACGGAAAUGAUUAAAAACAAAACACGUGCGUGCCAUCGUGGAGAGCAAGAGCAGCAGUAGUGGCAACCUUUUGUGAUACAAAGAGAACGACGUCGUCGUAUUCUCAUACGUUUGAGAGAGCAUAGUGUGUGUGUGAGCGAGCCAGCAAGCAAGCAGGCAAACGGACAAGCGUGCGUGUGCAAGGGAGAAAAGUGAAUCAGCGAAAGUACGAGUGUUCAACUAAAUGGCAAUAGAAACGGCCCCAGCAGCAGCCGCACCAGAAUAUCAAUAAAGGAAGGGAGGUGAAAAUUCCAUUGAAUAGGAGCGAAAAAAAACCGUGAAGCAAGAGAGAAAUUACGACGUCGACGUCCUCAGGCCAACAGCAGCUAAGACGAAACCAAAUUUACAAAUACCGAUACGAAGUGAAAUUGUUUGUUGUUGUGCUCCAAAACAAAAAACUGAGUGGAAAAACGCGACAACGACGUACCGCAUAAAGCUUUUCAACGAUAAAGCGGCUUUUUAACGCUUAGCCACCAGUCGCAGUCCACAGCAUUAACCGCAGCAGUGACAAGUGGUGUGUUGUUGGCCGACACGUUCAUGUGCAGGUGUGUGACUGUGUGUGUGUGUGCUGCGUCGUGAAAAGUGCCAGUGGAGGAAAUUAGCCCAAGAAGGGCGCACACAUGGUCCAGCUGCAACUGCAACACUCACAUUAGUUCCAGUUCUAGAUCCAGCAGCGGCCAAGUAGCAAUUUGUACAACUCCCAGCGAAAGCUUUAGCUACAGCUCCAGCUGCAGCUAUUAUCAUAGCGCGCAUCUUUAAACAUGUCUUCGAAUAAUCAAUCAGGCGUCAGCCAAGUGGCAACAAGUGCCACUCAACGGGGCGCAGGUGGUAUUAGCAAUUCCACCACAGGCAGUGGUGGUGGCGGUGGCGGUGGCGAUGCCUCAGACGCACAAGGCGGCAACAGCAGCAACAACAACAACAAUGCCAAUACCACCACAAACAGCAGCAAUAAUAGCUCCAAUACCGCUGCCAGUGCUACCCACGAUAGUCCGACGCACAGUGCGCACAAAAGUCAUAGCCAUGGUCACGUGGCCACCAACACCAAAGAACGUGUCGUUGACAGCGUUCCCUUUCCGCCCAGCCACAAGUUGACGCUGGCAGAGGUCUUUGACGCACGGACCGGCAAGCCUAAUCACGACCUACUGAAGCAGCAUUUUGUGCUAGAGGGUCGUAUCGAAGAGGCGCCUGCUUUGCGCAUCAUCCAAGAAGGGGCGGCCCUGUUGCGUCAGGAAAAGACCAUGAUCGAUAUUGAGGCACCUGUAACCGUGUGUGGAGACAUUCAUGGCCAGUUCUACGAUCUCAUGAAGCUAUUUGAAGUCGGUGGAUCACCAGCGACCACAAAAUAUCUCUUCCUGGGCGACUAUGUGGAUCGAGGCUACUUUAGCAUCGAGUGCGUCUUGUAUCUGUGGUCGCUGAAGAUCACCUAUCCGCAGACGCUGUUCCUGCUGCGUGGCAACCACGAGUGCCGGCACCUCACUGAGUACUUCACGUUCAAGCAGGAGUGCAAGAUCAAGUACUCGGAACGUGUGUACGAUGCAUGCAUGGAUGCGUUCGACUGCCUACCGUUGGCGGCUCUCAUGAACCAGCAGUUCCUCUGCGUGCAUGGCGGUCUGUCGCCGGAGAUACAUGAACUGGAGGAUAUACGACGGCUCGAUCGUUUCAAGGAGCCGCCCGCCUUUGGCCCCAUGUGCGACCUAUUGUGGUCGGAUCCGCUGGAGGACUUUGGCAACGAGAAGAACUCGGAUUUCUACACGCACAACUCGGUGCGCGGCUGUUCGUACUUCUACAGCUACGCCGCGUGCUGCGACUUCCUGCAGAACAACAAUCUGCUUUCGAUCAUAAGGGCGCACGAGGCGCAGGACGCCGGCUACCGCAUGUACCGCAAGAGCCAAACCACCGGUUUCCCCUCGCUAAUCACAAUUUUCUCGGCGCCUAACUAUCUAGAUGUGUACAACAACAAGGCGGCGGUACUCAAGUACGAGAACAACGUGAUGAACAUAAGGCAAUUCAACUGCUCGCCGCACCCCUACUGGCUUCCCAACUUCAUGGACGUGUUCACCUGGUCGCUGCCCUUCGUUGGCGAGAAGGUCACUGAGAUGCUGGUGAACGUGCUGAACAUCUGCUCCGACGACGAGCUGAUGACAGAGGAGAGCGAGGAGCCCUGCUCCGAUGACGAGGCGGCACUGCGCAAGGAGGUCAUACGCAACAAGAUACGAGCCAUCGGCAAAAUGGCGCGCGUGUUCUCCGUGCUGCGCGAAGAAUCGGAAUCGGUGCUGCAGCUGAAGGGCUUAACGCCGACUGGCGCACUCCCCCUGGGCGCCCUCUCCGGCGGCAAACAAUCGUUGAAGAAUGCCAUGCAGGGCUUCUCCCCCAAUCACAAGAUUACCUCGUUCGCGGAGGCCAAGGGCCUCGAUGCGGUCAACGAGCGGAUGCCCCCUCGUCGCGAUCAGCCGCCGACGCCAAGUGACGAGCAUCAGCAUCAUAGUCAGGGCAACAAUGGAGCGGCGCAUGGAUAAGUACCAUCAAUUGCUGUACUAGGGCGGCGGCAUUGUUUUGUAAUGGUUAACGACGGACAACGGCAGCGGUUGCAACGUCGUCAACGGAGUCAUCGUUGUCCUUCUUCUCCUCCUCUUCGUUAAUGAUGUGGUUGUAGUUGUGGGCUAGUGCGUGUGCGGCUUGCGUACAUACAAACACACAUAUACAUGAGUACAUAUAAAUCUAUAUAGGAACAUACAUAUAAUAUACAAAGUUGAACAAAACUGUCGUUUUAACUGAAAAACAAAAUUGAGAAUUGUUAAAAGAAGAGCCCAAAAAUGUGCAACCACACGCCUCGAUGAUGCAUGGAAAGCGAAAGGAAAAUUGCGUUAACAUAAACACCAACAAACAAGAAACAUUUAAAAUCGUUAAGCAGCGCAGAACCAGCAGCAGAGCUAAUUAUAAAUAUAUAAACAAAAAAGUAACAAACAAGCAAACGAAAUUUUGAUUGUCUCACCUCCCACUUUCUUUCUCACAUAUCUCAAGUACGCAUAAACACUUACACACAUGUAUACGUUGGAUAUUACAAUUAUUUGUAGCAUACUUUUGUGCGCCCACACCAAUUUCAUUUCCCGAUAUCAAGUCCCAAUAAUCCUGUUGCGCCCUGCUAAACUAUACUUUCCACACCCAAAAUAAUCAUCAUGAUCAUCAUCAUCAUCGAUGUAGUCGUUACUCAUUCCUUAAGUUGAGGCAAACGUUUUGUAUGUACUGUAAAGAAUCCAAUUAGUCUUAAGCUCUAUGCCUAGAUGUACAUGCAUGGAUACAUACAUAUAUGUAUAGAUGAUGGCUGAAAGGCCAAAACACUGGCAAACCUUCGAACUGUGCAAUCUUUUUACCAGAAAACAACACUGAGUUGAAAUAAUUUGCAAUAUGUGCCGCAAUAGUCCAUAAAUGUUCCUUAUACAUAUUUUAUAUGAAAAAGAGAGUAUAUCUAUGCAUAAUAAAUAUACAUUUGUGUAUAUAGAUACUUACGGAUAUGUCUGUGUAUUGUUUACCUAAUUAACAGUUAUUGUUGCUUUAUCAUAAUUUUACUUAAAUACGUUUUACGCAUACACAAAUGCAUACGAGUAUGCGUGUAACUUACUGUGUUUCAUAAGUUUGCCGAAUUAGUUUUCUUUACAAAACCCACUCAAGUGGUUUACCAGUUAAGCUACAUUAUUACAUACAUAUAUACAAACAUAUAUAUAUAUCUACAAAGAUGAAUUCAAGCAAAUCCGAUUGCGUAUCAUAUGCAAACAAAAUCAAAAAACAACAAAAAUGAAUAAACAAACAUUGCAUUUUCAAUAAGAAUGUUUUUAAAUGUUGAUACUUGUAGAGAAAUAACAGCAGAACAGCAAAUGCUUUAUAUUUAAGCCUCCACACACACACCCACACACGCAACCCCCUUAAAUUUAAAUAGCAAAUUAAAUGAAAAACAAUUAAAUUACAACACAUAA